Molecule: messenger RNA, 4524 nt
Organism: Asparagus officinalis (garden asparagus)
Lineage: Eukaryota; Viridiplantae; Streptophyta; Magnoliopsida; Asparagales; Asparagaceae
Product: ankyrin repeat-containing protein At5g02620-like
Exons: 4
Coding region: 2702-4357 (551 amino acids)
Cellular component (GO): plasma membrane
Molecular function (GO): protein phosphatase 1 binding; protein phosphatase regulator activity
Source: RefSeq, a predicted model, not a curated record
GUUUCCCAAAGUGUUGGGGGGUUAUGUGAAAUUUACCCAUAAAAGAGCUCUCUGUUUCGCUUCGUCAAUCUCCUCCACUCACUCAGCUGUUGUCCCUUCUUGACAGUUACAAACAAAUUAUAAGCAACCCUAUGGCCAUCAAAGCUAGCACCAAGUUGCUGAACAAAUCCAUUAAGGGGGGAAAAAGCCCCAUCUCAACUAUUAUACUAUCAAUUGCGCAUUAAGUUUGCUUACUGCGAUGCCCGCAAUGUGUUUGUGGAAAUGCAUCUAUGAAACCAAACAGACAGAUUCUACAAAGUGCAACUUUAUAAUUAAAAUGUGGGUUAUCUUGAUUCAAAAAUUGUGGGCUAUUAUUGAUUUCAGUAGGAGCGCCCAGUUAGGGAAAAACUAACUAUAUUUUCCGUGCUCUUGUUGAUGCGCUUAUUACAAAAUGAACCGAGAAGAAGACUCCUUGUAAUUGGGUAUUCAUUCAGCCAUUUCAUGGUCCAUUACCAAAUAUAUCAGCGGCUGCUUCCAGAGAAGGAAGCAUACAACACUGAUCGAGCUGAUAUUCAUUGUUUUCUUGGUAUGGUACAUGGGUUACUUUCAUCUUGUAUAGAAGUUCAUAACAGUGUACACAUCCAUUUGCAGAAACGUGGUAACUCCAAAAUCUUAUCCAACUAUUGGAGGUUCAGAUAUUUGGCGAGAUCAUCCCACAUAGGAUUCUGGGCCUUGCAUAGGCAUCUCUUUAACUUUUGGAAUUCAAAUCAUUCUGCACUAGCUGAGUUGCAAUGUUUAGAGGCAUGUCAAUGCUUGUCACACCACCAUUUAUUUGUCCUACAUGGGGAACUUAUGAAAGUAUGUAUGGGUUUAUAAGGUGAGUCAUGAGAACCAAUUGCAAAAAUAGCAAGUCAUUUUUGGCAGUGGUUUGAAGCAAAAACUCUUAGUGGGUCCCAGGGCUUAUAUGGCACAACUGGCUUGUAGACCCAGGGUAUAUGACAUUGCUUGUAAUUUUUAUGUUUCAGACAAGCAUGAUUUAUGAUUCUUUACUACACAUUGAAAGGGUAGAAGCUUACUUUGUGAUUUGGAGAUGCCAAUUGCAGAAGCUUCAUUUUUGGCAUUUCGGAAUCCGGGGUGCAAAUCUAACAUACUGAGUUAAAACAUAGCAUCAAUCCAUAUUCUUGAGCCCUAAAGGUAAGUUUAAAUGCCAAGCCAGUAAACUAAACCUAUCCUUGAGUUGUACAUUGUUCAUGGGUUGUUUAGAUUACUUCGUAUCAUUUGGAAUGAACCAUCAAAUUAGGAGUUAAAAGCUCAGCCAAAGGUAAUGUACAUUUUUCUUAAUCAAUUUUCUAGGUAAACAACAAUAAUAUACAGUUUAUGUUUGUGUACAUCUAUAACAUAGUGAUAUGCUCAGAGUUGGAUUUGGUGGAGGGUCAAUUCUAACGAAAUUCCUCUUUAGUUCAAUUGUAUUUUCCAUCCCAAGUCGAACUUCAGAUCAUCUUCUGACAAUAUAACCAUGACCUUGUUUCAGCAUAAAUUGAACUCUAGAGGCUAGAUCUCUUGCACGGAUUCAGGGUACUUUGGUAAGUGUACUGUGGUGCACUUUGAGCACUGUUUUUUUAAGUACCAUAUUUAUAAUGCUUGUAGCAUUACCAGCAAACUCAAAACUCUAGUUCAAGCCUUAAUUCUUUGGUCUAACUUUCGAUUGUUUAACGAACAUAGUGUCAUAUCUUUGUCUAAUUUGACUUUACUGUUUAUUUUUUUCCAUUGUCUAAGACUACUUGACAUUAACUGCCAUCUGGAUUUUCUUUCAUCUUUACUUCUUAUAUGGAGACAAACUGUACAUAAAACAAAUGCAACAUCCAUGACAAAUAUAACAAACCAGUAAUCACUAACUACCUUGUUUGGCUUAUUUGGAAGUGUUCAAUUGAGAAAGAAACUACAAAAAAGAUUGUGAAAAAUAUUGGUUUGGUCUUUUGUACUUAUUAUGAGAUUGCCGUGCAAAGUAAAACUCUAUAUGAUAGGCUCUGGAAAUUCCAAUGAGUUUCUAAGAUAAAUGAAAAGAAACAUGUUUUCUUGUUAGAGACAGCCUGAAAAGGCAACUUCUGGAGUUUUAUGGGAUAUUUCUGUAUUUAUUUUUUCUAAACAAUUUACUAUGGGCUGAGAGCCAUUAGGUUUUAAAGCUAUUUAUCAAAGCUUAAAAGAUGUUCUGCAUUUGCUUUGUUUCUUUACAUUUAAUUUUUCUUUUAAGGUGAAGUGAGAUUCCUUUUCUGUUCUCUGGAAAAAUCUUACUCAAUUUUUUGAGAUUGAAUCCACCCAUUUCUUGUAGAAAAAAAGGAAGAAAAAUUUCUGAGUUUUGCUUGUGUUAUAUCAGGUAAGUUUGGCUUUUUUUCAUUUAUCGAACAGCUUGUUUUUGGUUUUUUCUAUGUAGAAGAUUUCACAAAAGGACUGAACACUUCCUACAUCUGAGCAAAGAAUUAGUUAGCUAGAACUAAAACCUAAUUUAAGCUUCUUAGGUGGAUUUCACAUAUUUGUUAUCACUAAUUUACUUGUUGAAACCUGUUCAAACGUUAAUGGAGCAGUUUAUCAGUGGUUUUGUGCAAUGAGAUAAAAGAGGUCGAACAUCAGAUUUUUGUUUUUCCUUUUACCUUUUUGAUAAGUUAGUAAGCAAAAAAAGAAGGAAAAGAAGCAAUAUAAGUAAAGAGAAAAGAAAGGUUCUCACAUGAAGCCCUUAGAAAAGCUUCAAAGCUUCAGGCAGAAACAGAAGAGUUUCAGGUUCGGAGUCUUGGAAAAACAACAAAGCUUUCAAGAAAAGAAGAGUAGGGACAGUGCCGGAAAGCGAGGGGACACUCAACUUCAUUUGGCUGCAAGGACUGGCAAUGUAGUUCAUAUUGAGAGAAUUCUUUCACAGUGUGAUCCCUAUGGCCUGAGGGAACUGAUAUCGGCACAGAAUCAAGAUGGAGAGACUGCACUCUAUGUUGCUGCAGACAAUGGGCAUAGUGGGGCUGUUUGUGAGUUACUGAAAGCUUCAGAUAUUCAGUCUGCUUCUCUAAAAGCAGACAAUAGUUAUGACUCGUUUCAUAUUGCAGCCAAGCACGGGCAUCUAGAAGUCUUGAAGGAGCUCUUGCAUUGUUUCCCCUCAUUAGCUAUGACUACCAACUCAUCAAACUCUACAGCGUUGAACUCUGCUGCUAGUCAAGGUCAUGAAAGUGUUGUCAAUCUCUUGUUAGAAACAGAUGCAAGCCUUGCCAAGAUCACAAGGAGCAAUGGGAAAACAGUCUUGCACUCAGCUGCAAGGAUGGGACACUUAGAAGUGGUGAAAUCAAUUUUAAGUAAGGACCCGAGCAUUGGUUUGAGGACCGAUAAGAAGGGUCAGGCGCCAAUUCAUAUGGCAGUGAAAGGAAAUAAUGUUGAAAUUGUUCUGGAACUUCUAAAAACUGAAAUUUCUGUCAUCAAUAUGGAAGAUAACAAGGGGAAUACACCAUUGCAUAUUGCAACGAGGAAGGGCCGUCCUGAGAUAUUAUCUGCUCUACUAUCAGUUGACGGGAUCGACAUAAAUGUUGUUAACAGAGCAGGUGAAACUGCUCUCAACAUUGCUGAAAAGGCCUGCAAUGAAGCGACCUCUUCCUUUCUAAGAGAAGCCGGUGCUCUUGCUUCAAAAGAACGUGCAAACCCUCCCAACACAGCAAAACAACUGAAGCAAACAGUCAGCGACAUCCGCCACGAGGUCCAAUUCCAGCUAGUCCAAACCCGACAAACAGAGAAGAGAGUCCAAAACAUCAAGAAAAGACUCCACAAGCUCCACGUCAGUGGCCUCAACAACGCCAUCAAUUCUAGCACAGUCGUUGCAGUCCUCAUAGCCACCAUCGCCUUUGCUGCCAUCUUCACUAUGCCAGGGCAGUACAUUGAGACCCCGACUGAUGGUUACACCAUUGGCGAAGCUAACAUUGCCAACAAGCCGGCCUUCAUCAUCUUCCUGGUUUUUGAUUCAUCGGCAUUGUUCAUCUCGCUUGCAGUUGUUGUGGUUCAGACUUCUUUGAUUGUGAUCGAGCAGAAGGCGAAGAAGAGGAUGGUGUUUGUGAUUAACAAGCUCAUGUGGUUGGCUUGCUUGUUUGUGUCCAUAUCUUUUGUCUCCCUCACCUAUGUUGUUGUUGGCAAGCAUAGCUGGUGGCUUGCUUGGUUUAUGUUAGCCAUUGGUGCUUCGAUCAUGCUGACGACUAUUGGGUCUAUGUUUUACUGCAUUGUUGUUCAUCGAAUAGAGGAGAGAAGUCGUAGAGAUAUAAGGAGGCAAUCCCUUAGACGUUCACGAGGCUGGUCAAUAUCAUCAGCUUCAGACUCAGAGAUACUGAAUAGCGAGAAGAAGUUCGUCUGGUUGUGAAUAGUGAGUACAAGAUCUAAACAACCUUAGAGAUUAUAUUGUAUAUUUGAUGCUUUUAUGGGAUGCUUUUUAGUUGCAAGGAGAUCGUUUGGUGGUUGGUAUUCACAGAAUUCAUAUCAUGAAGUAUCAAGCUUUGUUUGUGAGCUAUCUCACAAACAAGGGUUAAA